GCACGAUACAAGGGCGCUGUGACCCCCGGGUGAUCUCCCACCACUCUUUCUGUCUUCCUUUAUCUCUGUGGACUUGUACAUAUUCUGGAAGGGGAGCCACAGUUGCACCAUCGCCCGCCCAUUCUACUACUCAGCCCCUCCCUCCCAAGGUAUUUCCGGAACUAAGCCCUUCCUUUCCCUCUGAUGGGUACACUGAAGCCCCUGCUCCACAGAGUAGGGUGCACGAGGAGGGUAGGAGAGGGGGCGUGUUGAGCAUCUUGCAGUCACAGGGUCAGGGGUCAGGUGGUUGUAGUCUGUACCUGAAGUCUGUGUUUGUGUUGUCGUGGAGACCAGGCCUUUGAGCCCCACCCUUGUCCUAGAACCUACCCCCUUUCAAGGAUGCGCUCUUUAUUUCUACCCUCUGUCCUCGCCACCCCCCACUUCCCGUGGAAAUUCCCAGCUCCGUUCUCAUGGAGGAGUGGGUGGAGACAAGGAGGGAGUAAGUCUUAGGAGUACAAGGUUUUUAUUUUUUUUAACAGUGAUUAAAAUAUUUAUUGGUCAUUUACUUGGCUUCCCGACAACCGUGUGUUUGGUGGGGACGCGGCACAGAUGGGGGAAAGCAGGAGUAAUGGUUUUCGGGCAAGUGGAUGCUGGAGAGCACACACGGGAGUUGGGGAGCUGGGAGUGGGUGCCUGGGCUUAGGGAGGGCUCGAACUCGGGGCUGCUGUGUAGUCCAAGAGGGCGCGGUAAGACUGGGGUGUCCUGGUGAGAACUGGAGAGGAUCUUCCCGGGUCCCUGCCUGGCCAGUGAGGAAACACUGGUCUCCCAGGCACCCUCACCUAACCAGAGCGGGGAUUUCCACCGCCCCUCCCGUCGCCCUUUGGAGGAAAGUGAAAGUGAAAGGAGGAAGAGGAGGGUUGCUGGCUGAGGAGGUCGCAGAGCCAUGAAGUCGCUGUCUCUGCUCCUCGCUGUGGCUUUGGGCCUGGCGACCGCCGUCUCGGCAGGACCCGCGGUGAUCGAGUGUUGGUUCGUGGAGGAUACGAGCGGAAAGGGUCUGGCCAAGAGACCCGGUGCACUGCUGUUGCGCCAGGGACAGGGGGAACCGCCGCCCCGGCCGGACCUCGACCCUGAGCUCUACCUCAAUGUGCACGACCCCGCGGGCUUCCUCCAGGCUGCCUUCAGGCGGUACCCCCGGGACGCCCCCGCACCACACUGUGAGAUGAGCCGCUUCGUCCCUCUCCCCGCCUCUGCGAACUGGGCCAGCGGCCUGACCCCGGCGCGGAACUGCCCGCGGGCCCUGGAUGGGGCUUGGCUGAUGGUCAGCAUGUCCAGCCCAGUCCUCAGCCUCUCCAGCCUCUUGCGACGACAGCCGGAGCCUCAGCAGGAGCCUGUUCUCAUCACCAUGGCAACAGUGGUACUGACUGUCCUCACCCAUACCCCUGCCCCUCGAGUGAGACUGGGACAAGAUGCUCUGCUGGACUUGAGCUUUGCCUACAUGCCCCCCACCUCUGAGGCCGCCUCAUCUCUGGCUGCGGGUCCCCCUCCCUUUGGGCUAGAGUGGCGACGCCAGCACCUGGGUAAGGGACAUCUGCUCCUGGCUGCAACUCCUGGGCUGAAUGGCCAGAUGCCAGCAGCCCAAGAAGGGGCCGUGGCAUUUGCUGCUUGGGAUGAUGAUGAGCCAUGGGGCCCAUGGACCGGAAAUGGGACCUUCUGGCUGCCUAGAGUUCAACCCUUCCAGGAGGGCACCUAUCUGGCCACCAUACACCUGCCAUACCUGCAAGGACAGGUCACCCUGGAGCUUGCUGUAUACAAACCCCCCAAAGUGUCCCUGAUGCCAGCAACCCUUGCAUGGGCCGCCCCAGGGGAGGCACCCCCGGAGUUGCUCUGCCUUGUGUCCCACUUCUACCCUCCUGGGGGCCUGGAGGUGGAGUGGGAACUCCGGGGUGGCCCAGGGGGCCGCUCUCAGAAGGCCGAGGGGCAGAGGUGGCUCUCGGCCCUGCGCCACCAUUCCGAUGGCUCUGUCAGCCUCUCUGGGCACUUGCAGCCGCCUCCAGUCACCACUGAGCAGCAUGGGGCACGCUAUGCCUGUCGAAUUCACCAUCCCAGCCUGCCUGCCUCGGGGCGCAGCGCUGAGGUCACCCUGGAGGUAGCAGGUCUCUCAGGACCCUCCCUCGAGGACAGCAUAGGCCUUUUCCUGUCUGCCUUUCUUCUGCUCGGGCUCUUCAAGGCACUGGGCUGGGCUGCUGUCUACCUGUCCACCUGCAAGGAUUCAAAGAAGGUACAUUGCUCCACCUCUCUGUAUCUUUCCCUUGUCACUUUAUCUCCUCAUCCUAUCUCAAAACCCAUGGAGGGAGGCUGCUGGUGUGGUAGGCAGAACCUAGGCUUGGAAUUCACGCUGAUUUGGGUUAAAACCUGGCACUAUAUCCUAACUGUAGGACUCUUAGUGCAUGCUACUUAAUCUAUAUCUGUUUCCCUGGGUGUAGGGAUUUUAAAAAGUUACUUAGGCAGUGCUGUCCAGUAGAAAGAUAAUGCAAGCCACAUAUGUAAAUUUAAAUAAUCUAGUAGUCACAUUAAAAAAAAAGCAGAAACAG
Molecule: messenger RNA, 2570 nt
Organism: Macaca mulatta (Rhesus monkey)
Lineage: Eukaryota; Metazoa; Chordata; Mammalia; Primates; Cercopithecidae
Gene: TAPBP
Product: TAP binding protein
Biological process (GO): antigen processing and presentation of endogenous peptide antigen via MHC class I
Cellular component (GO): membrane
Source: RefSeq, a predicted model, not a curated record